CUAAUAAUAUAGACCUGUUUAGGGAUUUCACAGUACCUUAACCGACCAUUUUGCCCGAUGCCCUUUCUGUGACUUCUCCUACCUCUGCUUCUGCAUGGCUAUGGUUCAGCAAUGACCACGUUCACCAAUUUGCCGUGUCAAGUCACUUCUCUUCUUGAAACUGUAGAUCUCUUGGAGCCUAUAAAACAUCUACUUAUAUCACAAAAAAGUAGAAGCAACCACAACUCAUUAAUUCACAACAUCGCUGUAAGCAAUGCUAAAGCCCCUUCUCAAAAACCCACCUUCAAUUCGCCUGAAAAGACUCCAUUUGCUUCUCUUCUUUGCAUCAAAAUCCAAUUUAUAUUCUACUGAAGAAAAAUCCGUGCACUUGGUUGCAAGAGUCUGUGAAAUUUUAUCUGUUCUUCAGUGGCAAAAAAACCCGGAACUUAUUCACUUGAUUCCCAAGCUGAGACCCUACCACGUAUCCAAAAUCAUUGAGACCCACAAGAACGCGGAUUUAGUUUUGCAGUUCUUUUAUUGGGUCUCAAAGAGGCCUUUUUACAAACAUGAUAUGAGCUGUUUUGUUUCGAUGUUGAAUAGGCUUGUUCGCAAUCGAAACUUAGCUCCUGCUGACCAUGUGAGGAUACUGAUGAUUAAAGCUUGUAGAAACGAUGAGGAGCUUAAAAGGGUAAUUGAGUUUUUGAAUGACUUAAAUGGAAAUGCUGGUUUCGGGUUUACUUUGUAUAGUUUCAAUACUCUUUUGAUUCAAUUGAGCAAGUUUCAUAUGAUUAUGUUAGCUCAAAAUGUGUAUGCCCAGAUGCUGAAUGAUGGGAUUAGGCCUAGUUUAUUGACAUUUAAUACCCUGAUUAGUAUGUUCUGUAAUAAAGGGAUGGUUAAAGAAGCUGAGUUGAUUUUUAGUAAGAUAUUUCAAUAUGAUAUGUACCCAGACACAUUUACAUAUACGUCGUUGAUUUUAGGGCAUUGCAGGAAUCGUAAUUUGGAUAAAGCUUUUGAGGUAUUCGAUAGAAUGUUGAAGGUAGGUUGUGAUCCUAAUUCAGGUACAUAUACAAAUUUGAUCAAUGGGUUAUGCAAUGAGGGCAGAGUUGAUGAGGGGCUUGACAUGCUUGACGAAAUGAUUCAGAAGGGGAUUGAACCGACUGUCUAUACUUACACUGUUCCAAUUUCUUCAUUGUGUAAGGUUGGACGUAUGAGUGAGGCAAUAGAGCUUUUGGGGAGAAUGAAAAAGAGGGGUUGUAAUCCAAAUGUGCAAACAUAUACAGCAUUGAUUACUGCACUGGCUCGAUUGAAGAAUCUUGAAGUGGCACUCGGGUUGUAUCACAAAAUGGUGAAGGAUGGUUUAGUCCCUAAUACAGUUACCUACAAUGUAUUAAUAAACGAAUUUUGUGAGGCUUCAAGAUUUGGCAAUGCUCUGAAGAUUUUUUAUUGGAUGGAGGGACAUGAUGAGUUGCUGAAUACCAAUACAUAUAAUGAAAUUAUAAAAGUUCUGUGCUUGUUGGGUGACAUGGAGAGGGCAAUGGCUCUCUUAAAUAAAAUGAUAAAAGCCAGUCCUCCAUCUGUGGUUACAUUUAACACUCUUAUUGGUGGAUACCUCAAAAAGGGGAAUCUAAACAAUGCUAUGAGAUUACAGGACCUGAUGAAGGAGAGUGGAUGUGAACCAGAUGUGUGGACUUAUUCUGAGCUAAUAUCUGGGUUUUGCAAGGGUGGUAAGCUGGACAUGGCAUCAAGUCUCUUCCAUGAAAUGUUGGAACGGGGUUUAAGUCCAAAUCAGGUAAAUUAUACUGCUCUGAUUGAUGGUUACUGCAAGGAGGGGGAGACUGAUGUUGCUUUGUCAUUAUUUGAGAGGAUGGAGAAGAGUGAUUGCUGUCCAAAAGUUGAAACUUACAAUGCCAUUAUAAAUUGUUUGUCUAAAGAUAACCGGCUUUCUGAAGCAGAGAAAUUAUGUAGCAAGAUGGCAGAGAAAGGAUUGCUCCCAAAUGUCAUUACCUAUACAUCUUUGAUUGACGGGCUUUGUCGAAAUGGUGGAUCCAACCUUGCAUUUAAGAUUUUUUAUGAAAUGGAAAGGAGAAACUGCAUGCCAAAUGUAUACACGUAUAGUUCACUUAUUUAUGGCUUAUGUCAGGAGGGGAAACCUGAUGAAGCAGAGAAAUUACUUCAAGAAAUGCAGGGUAAAGGAUUGGCUCCUGAUCAUGUUACUUAUACCUCACUAAUUGAUGGUUUUGUUUUGCUGGGGAGGCUUGAUCAUGCAUUCCUUCUUCUUCGGCAGAUGGUUGAUAGGGGGUGCAAACCCAACUACCGAACAUACAGUGUGUUGUUGAAAGGGCUGCAUAAAGAAUCUCAAUUGCUUCCUGAAAAGGUUGUGGCCCAAAAUGAUGCUGUUUAUAGUUGCAGCUCAUAUGAGAAAGUUACUAGUCUUGACUCAAUUUAUACUCUCUUAUCUAGAUUGUCAGAGAAUGGAUGUGAACCGACAGUUGAUACUUACAGUACUUUAGUUCAUGGCCUGUGUAGAGAAGGCAGGUCUUAUGAGGCAGAUCAGUUGGUGGAAACUAUGAAAGAGAAAGGCUUGUGUCCUAACAAAGUGAUCCUUUGCUCUCUAUUAGUUGCUCAUUGUAGAAAUUUAAAAGUAGACCCUGCUCUGAAAAUUUUUAACUUGAUGGUGACUAGUGGCAUAGAGCCUGGCUUAUCAGUUCGCACGGCACUUAUUUCUGCUCUCUGCAAGACAAGUCGCUCAAAAGAAGCACAAAAUCUUCUGGAGAGAAUGCUUGAGAAACAAUGGAAUACUGAUGAGAUUGUAUGGACAGUGUUAGUUGAUGGGUUAAUAAAGGAAGGGCUGCCAGAUCUCUGCCUGAAGUUUCUGCACAUACUGGAAUCUAGGAAUUGCAGUAUAAAUUUACAGUCGUAUGCACUAUUGGCCCGUGAACUGUCCAAAGUAGACAAAUCAAUUGAAACUGAUCAUCUUGUUAAGCAGGUUAAUUAGAGCUUCUGUUCAUCAUCGCCAGAACACAGUAUGUUAUUGUUUCCUAGACAGAGAAGGGUGUAUCUGUAAAGUACACCUUAGAUAUAAUCUGACCAAGAUGUCAAAUUUUCUGUGGUGUAUAUAAGUUUUGCAGUUAUCAUUACUUUAUUGCUCCAUCAUCUAGAACUGAUGUUAUGCUUGUCUUUCCCAAAUCUGAGAUUGGAGUGUUGCAUAAAACAUCAGGAUGGAGAAACAUUUGAUGAACAACUUGAAGUCCAUAAUAUUCAGGAUACAUAUUGAUGCUUCCAAGGGUACCCCUCUGUUCUUCUUAGUAACAGUUAUAGAAGGAUAUUAAGGUACACACAAUAUGACAGCAAAAUAAAUCAUAUUUUGUGUUUGUAUACCUCAUAGAAAUUCAUUCUUCUUUUCCAAUUCUUUUUCCAACAACAAUACUUAAUAAAAUAUAAAAAAAAUUUCUAUUAUAACUUUUUGCGGAUCUCUGAUUAUCUCCGGAAACUGCAUUUUUAGCCAUAUUGUGGACAACUUACAAAAGGUUACUUUUAGUUUACUAUUACUUUUGAUUGAAGCCAUCAUCAGCUAAAUGGUACAAUUGCUUUCGCUUUCCCAUCAUGCACCUUGUUAGCACCAUGCAGACAACUCAUGAUAUUCGUCUGGAUUUUCUUUUUCAUAAGAUUGCCUUUAUGUUGCAUUUUAAAACAACCCAAAGAAAGCCUUUCAUGUAACAGCUGGUUGAUACAAUUUAUCAAAAGGCAUGACUCUGUCAUUCACAUGCCUUUCCUAAAGGCUACAACAGCAUUAGUUUUCAACAAACAGUAUCAUUGAUACAAUAACUUCAGCAAAGUUUUUGAUUCUCUAUGCAUUAUGAAGCUGAAUCUGAUUCUAUUUAUUACUGAAGCUUAUUACAGAUCCAAGCAGAAUGAAUACUCGAUUAUAUACAGGGCUGUGUGCAUUUGUCAUGAAUUGAUCCUAUUUUUUCCUUGCAAAGAGAAUGAAAUCAACCAUUGAGCAGUGAAUGUAAAUUGCUCAAAAGGCAUUAGUCUUUGCAGCAGUUGGAUGGGUUUGAUUAAAAUGCAUUAUGGGGUUCGGUACUUGCUAUUGAAUAGCAAGUGAGAACAUCAGCAACAGUACAACAUUACGCAGCAUGGCAAGAUUUGCCUUAACUUGUUCUGAUUUUAAUAUUCAUUGUAAGCAAAAUAUGAGGUUUUCUUGGAUCAUUGCACUUGACUUGGCGUUACAAGUGUCUGCUUGUAUUUCACACAGACACUGUAAAAGUUCUAACAGAGUACUGGCUUUGCGCUUCCUCAAUUAUAUGACUAACAAAUGCUAUAACUAACAUUUGCUCUUA
This is a messenger RNA of Mangifera indica (mango), 4319 nucleotides long. RefSeq names its product pentatricopeptide repeat-containing protein At5g65560-like. NCBI's taxonomy places the organism in Eukaryota, Viridiplantae, Streptophyta, Magnoliopsida, Sapindales, Anacardiaceae. The record is from RefSeq and is a predicted model, not a curated record. Bases 254 to 2974 code for a protein of 906 amino acids. The transcript is spliced from 3 exons. Gene Ontology annotation, molecular function: protein binding.